UCCACCUGGUUAUCAGGGUGUGUGCGAUGCUCUUGUGAUGAAGUCACACAGGCUUUCAUCGGUAGGCUGAACGGAAAGUACCCGAGGGACAGUGUCGAGACUAUCUGUAACCUUAUACGGAUACUGGUUCCAAGAAAAGCUUUCAGUCAGUAUGAGAACUGUUACUGUUUAGAGACUGGCCGCCAUCUGGACAUGUGGUAUUUCAAAGAUCUGAAUAAAAAACACACAACGAAUGUAAUGAAACUGCAUUCCCACGGGACAACUAUUUCAGGAUAUUGACAAAUACUAAGACUGACAAAUCAUCGUUCACUGUGCAACAUGGAGAAGCUGGUCAAACAGAUGCUGCUGUACGUGGUAGUGACAGGACUAGUGUUGGCGGUGCUGGCACAGCAGGGCGGAGCACCCGAUUAUGUUACCCUUCAAUUUUCCUACCACGUCCGUGAGGACACCCGAAAUGGCACGAUCCUAUUCAACUUUACAGCCAGAUAUACUGACAGACAUCGUAAUGUUACUGUAACGUCUGCUUCCCCCACCUACGUCACAGUCGAGAAAGCCAAUGGCUCCGAAGACUUAUGGAGUGUCAGACUAAACAACAUCCUCGACAGAGAAACCCUGGACCACAUACAGCUGAAUUUCGACCUUCAAGGUGAUGUUGUUCUUCAAGUCGGCACCACGUUGUUUGUCGACGAUGUCAAUGACAACCCUCCCAAGUUUGAGAAAAUUUUCUAUGCUGCUGAUGUUAGCGAGAGCACGCGUGUGGGGACAACUGUCUUCACUGGCAUCAAAACUACAGACCCUGACGAUGGCAUAGGCAAAACAGUAUCAUACAACAUGACUUAUGUAGGAUCAAGCUCCCAGAACACAUUUACCAUGGACUCCAUCACUGGAAGUGUUCAUCUGACUGGACCACUGGACUUCGAGAAAAUCAACCUUUACCAUUACAUCGUCACAGCAACAGACGGUGGGGGCCUCAACUCCACAGCAGAUCUCAUCUUCACGGUGCUGGACGUUCAGGACACUCCUCCUUUCUUCAUUGGGCUGCCUUACACUGCCUCCGUCGAUGAAGACACCAAAGCGCACACUGUCUUACUCCAAAUUAUGGCGGAGGAUGGAGACAGAUUUCCUGCAAUAUCCAACGCCGUGAAAUACAGCAUCACGGGAGAGUCAUGUGUGGGCCUGUUUCAACUCAACAACAUCACAGGAGCUCUGUCAGUAGGAGACACUCAGCUUGACCGAGACUCGACUCCGUUAACUGAUGUCAACGGUGAAUGCAGUGUAACUGUGCAGGCUACUGAGAUAGACACGCACCCUCCACAGUUGGGAAACACGACUGCCACAACGACGGUAACCAUCACGGUUCACGAUCUCAACGACAAUGCUCCCGCAUUUUCUAGUCCUUCUUUCACAGCCACGAUCAAAGAAAACUCGCCGCCAGGUGUGUCAUUGACCCUACUGUCUAAAGGACAGAUCAUGGUGUCAGACAAAGAUCAGGGCACUAACAGUCUUCUGACGAUAUCACUGAUACAAUCAGGAGAUACCUUUGACCUGGAACAGACCCACAUACAGUCUAACGGUCCAGUUUCUAUCCGCGUCAAGAACCCAGCAAUGCUAGACUAUGAAACGUCUGAUACACUUAGUGUUACGAUCGUUGCCACUGACAACCCAGUUAAAGGCCCUGGGAGGUCAGCGUCUGUCACAGUGACAGUGAACAUCCAGCCUGUGAACGAGUUCACACCAGAGUUCAUCGCAGUGGACAUCAAGGUCUCUGUGCCUGAAGGAAGUCCUGUGGGAUACCUGGUGGUCAACGCCUCGGCUUUUGACCGAGAUAAAGGUGGAAGUGAUGGAAUGAUAACCUACUCGCUUCAGAACGACCAGGGAAUGUUUCGAAUCGACCCCAAUACCGGUGUUGUGUACGUGGCCUCACAAGCCACUGACCGCGAGACGAAGGACACCUACAAUUUGCUCGUGCAGGCACAAGAUGGAGGAGGACUCCUCAACAGCACGUCUCUGACAAUAACUAUUGAAGACAUAAACGACAACAAACCUAUUUUCCAGAGAACUCAGUACGACGCCAUCUUGUCUGAAAAUAGCACCACUUUCACCAGACCUUUACGGCUGGAGGCGUCAGAUGAUGACAAACCUGGAACAGUGAACAGCAACAUUACAUACACGCUGUCACCGAAUUCAUCUCCUGAUAAUUUUCACAUUGACCCACUGACUGGUGACCUUACAGUCGUCCGCCCACUGGACUAUGAAUCUGUCUCAUUCCUUGCUGGACAGCCAGGGACCAUCACCCUCACAGCAGUAGCCACAGAUCAGGGACAGCCGGCUCAAAGCUCCACAGUGCCCAUCACCAUCACUCUUUUGGACGUCAACGACAACGCUCCAAACUUCAAACAGUCAUCAUACUCGCAAAUAAUUAAAGAAGAUGCUUCUCUAGAUUCCGUCGUCUUGACUGUUAGCGCAUCUGAUGCUGAUGGCAGCGCCCCCAACAACCUGGUGUCGUACUUCAUUGAAAGCGGCGCUCAGGAUCGGUUUCGGAUUAGCUCCACGACCGGAGAGAUAAAGGUUUCAGGUCCCUUGGAUCGCGAACAAACAUCAAGUUAUCUACUAACCAUCGUCGCCAGGGACCAGGCAGAGAACCCCAAGUCCUCUUAUUGUACUGUCAACAUCACACUCUCAGACGUUAACGACGAAAAGCCGACGUUUGGCGAUCGGAGUGACGUCAUUAAAGACGUCAGCGAAACUACAUCCGGUCAACUCUACGUCAUGACAGCUACAGACCCGGAUCUGAACAACCAGCUCCGAUACUCCAUCCUGUGGAAUGAUAGUACUGGACAGUCCGGCAACUUCACUAGUUUGGAUCCUCAGGUCUUGAAACAAUGGAUUGCAAUAAAUAACAAUACUGGAGCACUGAUGGCUCUUAAUCCGCUAGACAAAACAGCGACGAGAAUGUUCACUUUGGCCAUACAAGUGGAGGACAUCAAAGCUGAACAAAACAAACCUCAAUCCGCAAAAGGAUUUGUGAAGAUAAACAUAAUCGACAUCAACAACAACCCACCUCGCUUUAGUCCCAGUGGGUCGGUGACGGCGAGUGUCACAGAAAACAGUGUGGAGGGCAUGGCGCUUCUCUUGACUGGUUCCAUUCAUGUUGCUGAUCUCGAUGAGAAUGAAAAUAGUCAGUUUAAACUGACCCUCGAAGGGCCGUUCGCACAAUACUUUGAGGUGUACCCUGUGGAGGUGCAGUCGUCUGCCGAUGUCAUUAUUCGAGUGAAAAACAACACCGUCCUGGACUAUGAGUCGCGGAAAACUCUAGACCUCAAAAUAACAGCCAGGGAGACGUUGACGGCCGAAAAACUACAUGACAGCUUGGUGGUCCACGUGACCAUACAGGACGAGAACGACAACAGUCCUGUCUUCACCAAACAUUCCUACAACGUCUCCAUUCCAGAGAACACCAAACAUGGAACUUCCAUCUCCACUGUUCAAGCUGUUGAUAAAGAUGGAAGUCUGAAGUUUAACACAGUCACCUACUCACUGCCAGACUCCAACGGUUUAUUCCUCGUUGACAGCAAAUCAGGGGUCGUGACGGUUGCCCAGGACGACGGCCUUGACUACGAGAAGAGACAAGCCUACAGCCUGACAGUCGAGGCUACGGAUGGUGGAGGAAGGCGGGACACUGCCACACUCAACGUCGUCCUCACCGACGUCAACGAUAACAGCCCGAUAUUUGUGAAACCCGAGUACUCGGCCUUUCUAACUGAAAACAAAACUUCAUUUGACGCCUUGUUAGAAGUGAAAGCGACAGAUGGCGACAAGAGUGGAACACAGAACAGCAACAUUACAUACACUCUCUCAAAAACUUCAUCUCCUCCUGGACAUGUUGAUAAUUUUCACAUUAACCCUCUUACUGGUGGGGUUACAGUCGUCCUUCCAAUGGACUAUGAAUCUGUCUCAUUCCUUGCUGGACAGCCAGGGACCAUCACCCUCACAGCAGUAGCCACAGAUCACGGACAUCCGGCUCUAAGCUCCACAGUACACGUCACCAUCACUCUGUUGGACAUCAACGACAACGCUCCAAGCUUCAAACAUCUAUCAUACUCAGCAUCAGUUAAAGAAAACACUUCUCUCGGUUCCGUCGUCACGACUGUUACCGCAUCUGAUGCUGAUGGCAGCGCCCCCAACAACCUGGUGUCGUACUUCAUAGAAAGCGGCGCUCAGGAUCGGUUUCGGAUCAGCGCCACGUCCGGAGAGAUAAAAGUUUCAGGUCCCUUGGAUCGCGAACAAACAUCAAGUUAUCUACUGACCAUCGUCGCCAGGGACCAGGCAGAGAACCCCAAGUCCUCUAAUUGUACUGUCAACAUCACACUCUCGGACGUUAACGACGAAAAUCCGACGUUUGGCGAUCGGAGUGACGUCACGAUUGACGUCAAUGAAACUGCAUCCGGUCAACUCUACGUCAUGACAGCUACAGACCCGGAUCUGAACAGCCAGCUCCGAUACUCCAUCCUGUGGACUGAAAGUACUGGACAGUCCGGCAUCUACACUAGUUUGGAUGCUAAGGUCUUGAACCAAUGGAUUGGAAUAAAUAACAAUACUGGAGCACUGAAGGCUCUUAAACCGCUAGACAAAACAGCGACGAGAAUGUUCACUUUGGCCAUACAAGUGGAGGACAUCAAAGCCGAACAGAACAAACCUCAGUCCGCAAAAGGACUUGUGAAGAUAAACAUAAUCGACAUCAACAACAACUCACCUCGCUUUAGUCCCAGUGGGUCGGUGACGGCGAGUGUCACAGAAAACAGUGUGGAGGGCACGGCGCUUCUCUUGACUGGUUCCAUUCAUGUUGCUGAUCUCGAUGAGAAUGAAAAUAGUCAGUUUAAACUGACUCUCGAAGGGCCGUUCGCCCAGUACUUUGAGGUGUACCCUGUGGAGGUGCAGUCGUCUGCCGAUGUCAUUAUUCGAGUGAAAAACAACACCGUCCUGGACUAUGAGACGCGGCCAACUCUAGACCUCAACAUAACGGCCAUGGAGACGUUGACGGCCGAAAAACGACAUGACAGCUUGGUGGUCCACGUGACCAUACAGGACGAGAACGACUACAGUCCUGUCUUCACCAACCACUCCUACAACGCCUCGAUUCCAGAGAACGCUACACACGGAACAUCCAUCUGCACUGUUAAUGCGACGGAUGGAGAUAGAAGUCAACAGUUUAAAACAGUUACCUACUCGCUGCCAGACUCUAACGGCUUAUUCCUCGUUGACAGUAAAUCAGGGGUCGUGACGGUUGCCCAGGACAACGGCCUUGACUACGAGAAGAGACAAGCCUACAGUCUGACAGUCGAGGCUACGGAUGGUGGAGGAAGGAGGGCCACUGCCACCCUCAACGUCGUCCUCACCGACAUCAACGAUAACCCUCCGAUAUUUGAGAAACCCGAGUACUCGGCCUUCGUCACUGAAAACGUGACUUCCUUUUACACCCCGAUAACAGUGAAAGCCACUGAUGCUGAUGCUGGUGUCAAUAAGGAGAUAGAAUAUUUCGUGUUAAACACUUCAACUUUACAUCUAAACUUCACGGUGGACAAAUCUACUGGACAGCUUGGCUUAGUCUCGCCUUUGGAUUACGAGUCUUUACCUGACAAGACAACAGGUAGAGUGACUCUGCUGGUAGGCGCUCGAGACCACGGCUCACCUUCUCGAAGUACCAGCGUCUCUGUCGUCGUCACCGUCAAGGAUGCUAAUGACUGUACACCCAAGUUCAAUUCGUCACUUUACCAUUGUUCGAUUCCAGAAAAUACUGCAGCAGGUUCUCGGGUGGCUUCUGUCAGCGCGACAGACGCCGAUGGAAGCGCGCCAAACAACGCCAUCUUCUUCGUCUUGGGCUCGGGUGGGUCCGGUAACUUUAGGGUGGACAGCACUACAGGGGAGGUCACUGUGGCGCUAGAAUCCCAUCUAGACCGCGACACGACCCCAGCCUUCAAUUUGACUGUCCUCGUGCUGGACAGGGGGGACCCUCCACGUUCCUCCAGCGCUACCGUCACCGUUAGACUCAUUGACAUCAACGAUGAACCUCCGGCGUUUAACGAAUUACAAAGCAGUCGGAAUAUCAGCGAAAACGCUCCUCAAUGGAUGACUGUAGCCGUCAUGAGAGCCCUAGAUAGAGACAGUAACCCUGACUUGAUGUACGAGAUAGUGCAGAAUGAAACAGAAGCUUACAACGACCGGGGCACCAGUGUCAACAUCAACAGCGUAUGGGACUGGUUUGCGAUAAACUCCAUGACUGGCGAGGUUUAUGUCAACUCCACGUGCGACCGAGAAACUGCGGAGACCGUUAUGUUGGUGCUAAAGGUCACAGAUAAGAAUGGCGUGCUUAACAUCCCACAGACAGCUUCAGCGAAAAUAACUAUCACAUUAAACGAUGUGAACGACUGUUACCCUGAGAUCAAAGGUCCUCAACUGCUGAACGUGUCCGAAGCCGUAACCAUAGUAACAGAGGUCGCUUCCUUCACCGCAACAGACAGAGACAGAGACCAGACGGUCACCUUCUCCAUCCCAGAUACCACGUCCUCAUUUUCCGUUACACCAGACGGCAAGAUUUCUCUAAGAAAAAAGCUGGACAGAGAAAGUCAGGAUACCCUCAGCUUUACUUUGGUUGCUACUGACAACGGAUCGCCCGCUUUGUCAUCUAACGUGACUGUCGUAGUCAAUGUGAUCGACGCCAAUGACAAUGCCCCUAACAUCACUAAUGCCAACACGACUUUUUUUGUCUUUGAGAAUGCUACUCUGGACACGUGGGUCGCUCUCAUUACUGCUGAAGAUCGUGAUGAAGGGGGCAAUGGAAGAGUCUCCUUUGGUUUUGAAGACGAUGUCCAGGACUUCGACAUUACCACUGAUCCGGGAAAUAACGGUGCAAUCACAGUGAAAAAUACCCUAGACCGUGAAAAGAAAGAUACAUACACUCUGAGUGUCGUUGCUCUUGACAACCCCACGUCAGACUUCAAACUCCGUUCCACGAAGCAGAUCGAGAUCAAGGUCUUGGAUGUCAAUGACAAUGCACCCGAGUUCCACCCGGCUAAUACAACCAUAUUUGGUAGAGUUGUGGAGACUGCUACGAAGGGUGACAGAGUGUCAGACAUCAGUCCAGAAAUAAAAGUCACAGACCAGGACUUGGGGCAAAACGCAAAACUGACAUAUCAACUGACUCCGGAGCCUGGAAGUCUCGACUUGUUUACCGUCCACCCGGCUACUGGCAACAUAUUAGUCAACAUCAAUCUUACAGGAAAGGCAGGAGACUAUUUUUACAUACUGACAGUGACUGAUGGCGGGGAUCCACCCCUGAGUGCCACAGCCAAUGUUACUUUGAAGGUUAUAGAUGUCAACCUCAAUGCACCUCGCUUUGUGGACAUUGGACCGGUGCCGCCAGUAUCUGAGUGUUUAGAGCCAGGGUCAUCAAUCUACACUUUCCUUGCUACUGAUGAAGACAAGGACAAAGACACUAACGGCAAAGUGGAGUAUUUUCUGGACAACACCACGAUCAGAGCCGACGACUUGGUUUUCUUUCGCCUUGACCGUGACAGCGGCGUGCUCACGUUGGCACCGAACAAGAAGUUCGACAGGGAGACAAAAUCGCAGUUUGUGUUGCGGAUUCUCGCAAAGGAUAAAGGACUUCCAACCCCUCUUUCCACUAUGUCAGAUCCGGUGACGAUAAGCAUCAACGAUACAAACGAUAACCCCGCUCAGUUCAAGCAGAGUCCACCAGAGUUUGCAGUGGAGGAGAACAAGUAUGCUAUUGUAGUUGGCAGUGUCCUUGCACUUGACAACGACACUGACGCAAGGACCUGCUAUAAGUUUGAGCCCAGUGAGUUCUCCGACUACUUUGCUGUCGAACCUGAUUCACAUCAAGAAGGUGUCAUCACGCUGGUAAAGCCUCUGGACAGAGAAAAGCAAAGUGAGGUCACGGUCACAGUCACAGCUCAUGAUUGUACUCCUGGCGGUAACUGUGGUGUAGAUACACAGACACCGACGUCACUUAAAGUGCGAGUCGUUGUAAAAGAUGUCAACGACAACCCUCCCAUCUUCACCACCUCCGUUAUUUCUGCUGGUUUCCUGGCGACAUCAGAGUAUGGGACAGAGAUCCUGAACCUGCAGGAACUGGUGACGGAUCCAGACCUGGGGCCAAACCGCUUACACCAGUUCUAUCCGGUGGGUCCCAUAGAGGCUGAUGCAAGUUUAAACCUGUUUAACCUGGACAGUCCACUGAAGCUGAACGUCAACGGAAGUCUACAGACCAACCGAUCCUUCACACCGGAAAUGCAGGGCUUGUUCAAAUGGCGAGUCUUGGCCAACGAUUCCGCUGGGAGCAACCAAACACUUCUGAAACUCUUCAUAGUCGGGACAGACCAGAUCAUUCGGAUUUCGCUCUUUCACUCCAAAGACGAAUUGAGGACAUUGAAGUCACAAAUACUGAGUUUUAUGCGGAAUACAUCGGAGUACAAUUUCAUUGACGACGGUACUGAGGAUUUUAUAGUUGGAGAUGGAAAGGCUGAUCCUUCGAGGUCUGUGUUGAUUCUGCACGCGGUGGAUAAAGACGACAAACUCAUCAGUGCGGCGACCAUACAAAAUGAACUCGACCACAAUACCAAUCUGGUGCAAGGUCUAAACAAGUUUCAAGUCCUGUCCAUAGAGUCUGCAAGAGAGGCUGAGGUGAAGGCAAACGACAGUAUCAAACUGGAGUACGUUCUUGUCGGCAUUAUCGCUGCCCUCAUCAUUGCCUUCCUCAUCACGCUGACUGUGAUGAUAGCGAACAUAUACAGGUUCAAACGCAAGCUGAAGGCGAGCACCACUGAAUCCUAUCCAAUGACAAGGGCUAACACAGUCAUAAAGUUGAAUCCUGGGACCAUGAGGAACAACCCAAUGUAUGGCAAGGAGCAGAUUGGAGAGACGGGCGAUGAUGAUGACAGCCGCUUCGACUACUACUCGAUUGACGACAACAACGUCGACAACCGUCCAGCAAAAGUAAACGAGACAGACGAGCAGGAAGUGACGUUGGACCUGUACGGCACGGAAACCAGUUCACCCCUUCCUCCAAGAAAAGGAAACAAGCUCCUGGAUGAGGUCCUUCAAGAACACGAACUAACUAGUGAGCAUGCUAAAAACGGUGUGUCAAAGCAGGUUUCCAAUGGCAACGUCUAUUCCUCCCAUUUUUAAUGUGACUGGCCUAAAAGGUUCAAAAAUCUAGAAUAUUUAUGUGUGGCAUUGAAAAGGACAAUAAAGGAGAGUGGGACUUACUGCUGCCAUGAUGUGACAAGUGCAAAUUACAAAUGACAACUUAAAAUCGCAUCUAAAGACAUUAUUUUCUAGUCUUCUAAAGCUUCCUGUCAGAAGUGAAACAACAGCAGAGCCCCGCCACACUACACGUUUCUCUUUUUGUAACGAUGUUUUAACAAAAUACUAAUUAAUGAAGACGGUAUAAAUAUUUUCAAAUACAAUUUGUUUUGAGUACCCAUGCAUUUCAACUUUUUUCUCAAGUAUGAACAAUGCAUAAUGUUUUUAUAGGACCUUGUUAAUGCAUUUGGCUUGUUGUAAAUUUGUGUUAAAGACAUAUAUGCAUGCAAAUGACUUAUGUCAGACGAGGAUAUCAUUUUAAAAACAAACAUAAGUGAAUAAUUCCUUUCUGCUCCGUUUCCAUGCAUUUUCGCCGCCAUGCAUUUUGUCCUGACCUACAACAUUAAUGGAUCCGCCGAAUAAUGGACACGUGUUUGCUGCCUUCCAGUUUUUUCUAACCUUAGACUUUUGUCAUAGUUUCUCGAAGUGGAUUGUGAAUUGUUUUUGUUUUCAAGUAUUCAAUGAAGGAAGAUGGAGGGAGGAGGUGAAUGUUGAUUUAAAUAUCAAAAGAAAUAUAUCUAUUACUGCGUCCAACUUAACUAAUUUUGAAGCAAAUUGCACAAUAGUAAAGUUUAAACAGUAUUACAUGUAUUUAUUAAUCUGUUGUACAAUUUAAAAUUUUUUAAAAAAAGAGUGUUUUAAAUUAUUAUAUCUGCUUUGAAAUUUGUAUUUUUUCUGUAAAUAUUAAACGCUAAGAAAUGUAGCAUUUGUAUAUUAACAUUUGUCUUUCUGUAAGGGGACGCAACACACGAGAUUAUCUUUUACUGUCCAGUUUUAUUCAUAGCCUUGCUUAUAUUUAAUAUUUAUCUUUUCCAUAACCUUCGUUCAGCUGGACUUCAUUUUAUUUUAUCUCUAUAUUAGGAAAGUGGAUUAUAUCACACUUUAAUGGCUCUGUAUCACUCACCUGUUUGUUUCUGUAAGCCAUGUCAUUAAUUUUGUAAAACUCUCUGACUCUAGUCCGCAUGCAUUGCUGUUAAUUGCAAUUUCGAUAUUAAUUAAUACGUGAAACGUUUGUUCAGUGCAGUUGAAGUACAAUACUAUUAUUAAGAAUACAUUGUCAGUUUGUUACUUUGUAGUAUGCACACCACAUGUAUGAGAAGGAAAAAGAUUUUUUUCACUGAUUGCCGGUCCUCGCCUGCAUGUAAAUGUGCAUCUUUGUCAUAAUUAUAUGUAGUUCUUUGAAUAGAUAAUUGCUCAAUCUUGAAAUUAUGAAGGUGGUGUGUUUUUUUCGUGUAGUCGAUUUUCUGCUAACAAAAAUCUUUUCAGUAAAAGGGUCAAAUGCCAAGCAGAAUAUCAAGUAAAAUGUCAAUUAUCUUGUUCCAGAAGAAGAAUCAGAUCGAAUGUACAGCAAAUCUAUGUCAAACUAUAAUUUCUGGUUAUUUUUAAGAACAGAGACCAACGAACUCUACCGGUGUAUGCCAUGUAAAAUAUUGCUUUAGCAAGCGUAUAUAAAUGUACUGCUGGUGGUGAGAAGAGGACGAUGAUAACGAUCAUAAGGACGACCGCAAGAGAAAUCAGGAAGCUGUGUGCUUAUCGUGAAAUAAAGCAUCAAAGACGUGUUUA
This is a messenger RNA of Pomacea canaliculata, 10944 nucleotides long. Its product is annotated as cadherin-23-like. The record is from RefSeq and is a predicted model, not a curated record. Lineage: Eukaryota; Metazoa; Mollusca; Gastropoda; Architaenioglossa; Ampullariidae. The transcript is spliced from 54 exons. The coding region runs from base 319 to 9204 and encodes 2961 amino acids. Gene Ontology annotation, cellular component: cell-cell junction; plasma membrane. Gene Ontology annotation, molecular function: calcium ion binding. Gene Ontology annotation, biological process: homophilic cell-cell adhesion.